AUGGCCUCGACUUUGCUGCGACCUUCCGUGCCGUGCCGCGCGGGUGCCGUAGCUGCGCCGGUGGAUGCGAGGCUCUAUGACGCUGAGGAGCUUACUGCCCUACUGGCAGAAGCGCAAGUGCACCUGGCUGUGCUGGCAGAUAACACUGCUGCUGACACUGCUGGUGAGGCCAUGAGGAGGUUGGGCAAGCAGCUGACCUUCUCUGAGGAUCUGGCACUGGAAGGCGCAACAGGCGCGACGGCACAAAGUGGCCCUGAAGGUGCUAUUGAGUCGGACCCAACGCUGCUGCUGUUUGCGCAGUCGACGUCCAGCUCUAGCCUUCCAAGAGCCGUGGAGGUCUCGGGUCAUGCGCUGAGCACCCGCCUCGAAGCUGCACUCGCCUCCUGGAGCUAUAGCGACGGUGAUGUCGUACUGUCCCUGGGCCUCACUGCGGGAGAGAACUCCUCCUUGAUCGACGCUGUGGAGGCACCUUUAGCCGCUGGAAGCGCUGUGGAAAUGGUGCAGUGUGAGACUGUUUGGGACCUCUGGUCGUCCCUAGAGACCAGCGACGCGUCAGUGGUCUUCUUGGACUCCAAGUGGUGCUGGCGACUCGUCCAAAGCUACGAGUCUCUGGCAGCCAGCGUGCAACAGGGCCUUCGAGAGCGAACUCAGAGGCCGGCCGGGCGUGCUGCCCACGUAUCCGAACUCCGUUUUGGAAACGACCAGGACCUGGCGAAGCGCUGGCAGGAGAUCUUCAACUGCCCGUUGACCUGGCACUUCAGCUGUGCUGAGGCGCACAACGGGGAAUUUGACCGUUCAAGAUGA
Messenger RNA from Cladocopium goreaui, 804 nucleotides. The record is from the annotation of a GenBank genome assembly. NCBI's taxonomy places the organism in Eukaryota, Dinophyceae, Suessiales, Symbiodiniaceae.